AUGUCAGAGCGAGAACAAUCAACAAACACAUUCCCAUCACAGUCUGAAGGUUCUGAUCCCGACAUGGCUCAGUUGGUCGAUGACUCGGACACGAGCAGUAACAACAGCGACCAUGAGCACAUUGAAGGCGGAGGCUACUGGUGUCACCAAUGUCAAAGCGAAAUCAGCCCGUUGAUGGACUCUGGAACACCUACCUGCCCACAAUGUCAUUCUGAAUUUGUCGAGGAGAUAGAAGAAGAUAACGAUCCGCGAGAGUUUGUGCACAGUGAUGAGGAUGACCAUCAAGACGAGUUUUAUGUAUUUGGGGGCGCGCCACCAGCAGGGAUGGGAUUACCGAGGGAGGGCGACCGAGGGAAUGCUGGUGAUAUCGCAGGGUUGAUUCAGCAAUGGUUGGGUCAGAUAUUGCAGCCGCAACCAGGAGCUGCAAACAACCGGGAGGCGGGCGACAACCAGGAAGAGCACCAGGGUGACACACAUGAAUCAGAUAGUGCGGAGCACCAUGACGAAGAGGGACAUGCCCUUGCGGCAGAGGAAUUAGGGGAAGCAGCGGGAGGAGGUGCUGCAGCGGCGGAAGGACCGGAUGGUACGCAGCCACGAGGGCUUCGAUUCACACGUCGACCUGGUCGUCGGCUCAACAUUGCGAUUAGGACUGGUACGGGAGGGAAUACGGAGGGAAAUGUGCCAACAUUGGAUUUAAAUGCCGUUCUGGAGCUUCUGAUGGGAGCAAACGGUGGAGAUGGUACAAAUCCAUUAGGAGCAUUCUUUAACAUGGUUGGAAACCCCGGAGAUUACGUUUUUGGACAGCGUGGACUUGAUGAUAUCAUAACACAAUUAAUGGAACAGGCCGGACAACGAAAUGCCCCACCACCAGCGCCACAAGACCUCAUCAAAGCGCUACCGAGACAGAAUGUGACAAAGGCCGACAUAGCGGCCCACAGUGAAUGCAGUAUAUGUCAGGAUGAUUAUACAGAAGGCGAAGAAGUAGUCGCACUCCCUUGCAAGCAUCUCUUUCAUCAACAGUGCAUUGAGAGUUGGCUGGAAGUCAAUGGAACUUGCCCUGUUUGCCGAUACUCCUUGGUGAGCAAGCAGGAAGACAAUGCAAACGAAGGGCCUGUGCAAAGUACAAGCGCCAGCCAUCAAGCAGACUAG
Messenger RNA from Spizellomyces punctatus DAOM BR117, 1149 nucleotides. RefSeq lists its product as uncharacterized. The transcript is spliced from 8 exons. The coding region runs from base 1 to 1149 and encodes 382 amino acids. Lineage: Eukaryota; Fungi; Chytridiomycota; Chytridiomycetes; Spizellomycetales; Spizellomycetaceae. The record is from RefSeq and is a predicted model, not a curated record. Gene Ontology annotation, molecular function: zinc ion binding; ubiquitin protein ligase activity.